Aspergillus welwitschiae is the source of this 960-nucleotide messenger RNA. RefSeq names its product glutaredoxin. Gene Ontology annotation, biological process: cellular response to oxidative stress. Gene Ontology annotation, molecular function: glutathione disulfide oxidoreductase activity. Bases 100 to 858 code for a protein of 252 amino acids. The transcript is spliced from 3 exons. Gene Ontology annotation, cellular component: cytoplasm; fungal-type vacuole; cis-Golgi network. Lineage: Eukaryota; Fungi; Ascomycota; Eurotiomycetes; Eurotiales; Aspergillaceae. The record is from RefSeq and is a predicted model, not a curated record.
CGUGAGAGAGAUUUCAAUAUUUCUCGCCGAGUCACCCCCUUCUUUCUGUUUCUUCUUGCCUUGUUCCGAUUUGGACGUGGUGUCACACCUUUGUCGAAGAUGCUUUCGCAGCGGCGCAUUCGGCUUUUGGCCAUCGCCGUGGUGGUCAUAAUCAUCAUGACUUUCUACUAUUCGAGUGAAGCCCGGAGUGUUCAGAAUCAACAAUUCUACCGAUCAACCGUGGCGGCGAUGGAGGCUCAAAAGCAGGCAAAGGAAGCGGGAACCGCAGCCAACAUCCCGCCACACAAGGACGAGCCCAAACAGAAUCCCAGCAAGGAAGAGACGAAGCCUGCCAUGGACAACGAUAAGGAAGAACCGGCCAUCCCCAAGGCCAACAACAAUGACGCGGACGAUGUAGAAGAGAUCCCGAUCGCGGGCAGAACCAAGAUGACAGUACCCAAGAACCGAAACGAUCCGGAGAAAGAGACGUCGGAACAGCCGCAGGAACAGAAGCCGGAGACAGAUGAUCAUGCGGCUGCGGUGGCCGAGCUGAAUGGCAUAUUAAAGCGGGCACCAAUCAUUGUAUUUUCUAAGUCUUACUGCCCAUACAGCGCCAAGGCGAAGUCUAUCCUCUUGGACAAAUACUCAAUUGUUCCUGCACCUUUCGUGGUGGAGCUGGAUAAGCAUGAGUUGGGUCGGCCGCUGCAGGCGUUGCUGGGAGAGAAUACCGGGCGUCGCACUGUCCCGAAUGUGUUGGUCAACGGGAAAAGCAUUGGAGGAGGGGAUGAUGUGACGGCUCUGGACCAAAAGGACGAAUUGGCUUCAACAUUGAGAAGCAUGGGGGGUAAGUGGGUCCAGGAGGUCCAUCGUAAAGAGUGAAGCCACUCGGAAGGCAGCAGAGACUAGUAUGGCCGGAUUGACAGAAGCAAUGGGGUUUCUGUUUUUUGAACCAGCAGGCCAGGCACUGAAACCAUGGUCUCC